Acanthoscelides obtectus is the source of this 538-nucleotide messenger RNA. The record is from the annotation of a GenBank genome assembly. NCBI's taxonomy places the organism in Eukaryota, Metazoa, Arthropoda, Insecta, Coleoptera, Chrysomelidae.
CGAGGGAUGUCUUUUAGGUUUUGGAUAUGGAAAUAAAACAACACGGUAGGUAGUUUUAAAUGACUUUAUUGUUUUUUGAAGUAUUCUCCACGAAGAUUAAUAUACAUCUGCAUGCGCUCGAACCAAUUUUCGAAGCACUUAUUCCACUCGUUUGCUAGCAGAUCCAAAAGGGCAUUUUUGAAUGCGACAACUGCUUCUUCUGGUGACUUGAACCUUUGACCACGCAGUCUGUUUUUAAUUUUCGGGAAAGUAAUGAAAUCGUUAGGACUUAGAUCGGGACUAUAUGGAGGAUGGACCAAUAAUUCCACGUUUUCUUCCGUUAAAUACUGCCUUGUUUUUUGGGCUGUGUGCGAGCUUGCAUUGUCUUGCUGGAGGAUGAUUCUUCUUCCGGGGUUGAUUUUUCGAAGCUCGGCGAUGACUUUUGGCAAACAAAUGGUGGUACACCAAUCCGCAGUAACCCGUCCACGUUUGGAUUCUCCAUACCAACGAGAAAUUGUCGACUGAUGUGGCGCUUCGUUGCCGAAAACAGACAGUAACU